Molecule: messenger RNA, 2462 nt
Organism: Culicoides brevitarsis
Lineage: Eukaryota; Metazoa; Arthropoda; Insecta; Diptera; Ceratopogonidae
Product: transmembrane protein 62-like
Exons: 4
Coding region: 176-2185 (669 amino acids)
Molecular function (GO): hydrolase activity
Source: RefSeq, a predicted model, not a curated record
CACACAAUUCCCAAUCAAUACGCGUUUACAAUGGAAAAAUAUAAGAAUUUUCACGGAAAAUUCGUAAAUUGAGCUUAAAUUAGGACUGUGAUACAAAAACAAACGCGAUUCGGGACAUUUUAACAUGCAAAUUAUCGCUUUUUCCGCAAACAACUGAAGAGAUACGCGAAAAAACAUGCGAUUAAGUUUCGGUGCCGUACUUUUAAUCAUUUUCAGUAUUAUUUUGUCGCUACUUUUGGCGAAUGUCGCGAAAAUUAUUAGCACAGAAGCAGGUUUGUACAAAAAUGUCGAGCAUAUUGAGACGAGCGACAAGAAAAGUUCGCAAAAUGACAAUAAGGGCGGUUACGUAAAAACUUUAGAUGAUAAGCCGAAGGAGUUGAUGUGGUUCCUACAAAUCUCUGACAUUCAUGUGAGUAAGUUCAAGGAUGAAGGUCGAGUGAAGGAUUUUCGCGAGUUUUGUACAAAAACCGUUGAUAUCAUUAAACCACCGAUUGUUUUAGCAAGUGGUGAUUUAACAGACGCUAAAAGCAAAUAUAUUGUCUCUUCGAGCCAAUAUGAGGAAGAAUGGAAGACCUACAAUGACGUUCUCGAGUCAUCCGGUGUCUUGAAGAAGCUGAAAUGGAUCGAUAUUCGUGGCAAUCACGACAAUUUCAAUGUCCCGGCACUCUUUUCUCACAAAGAUAUGUACAUGACAUACUCUUCAGCCAAAAAACCUCGUUCUUAUUUGGAACAAGUGACUGUCGAUAACAUAACUUACAACUUUAUCGCCGUCGAUGGAUGUUUAAACCCCGGGCCCAAGCGACAAUUUAACUUUGUGGGAGUUUUAAAUCGCAAUGACACGAAUUUACUUCACAAUUUAGCACGUGAAGCGCAUCAAAAAGGAAGUUAUACCGUUUGGUUUGGUCAUUUUCCGACUUCUUGCAUCUUAACUCCCGACGACGAGUCCCAUGGAAUUCGCCAAAUUAUCGGAGAUUAUGCCGAAAGUAUGGUUUAUCUCUGCGGGCACUUUCAUACAUUCGCCGGAACUGUCCCACGGAUGUACACUUUGCAUCACGAGGGCUUUUUAGAGCUUGAAUUAGGCGAUUGGAUGCAAAAUCGCUUGUAUCGUGUCGUUGCAUUCGAUCAUGGGUUACUUUCUUUCGUCGAUGUGAAGCACGGAAAGUGGCCCGUUGUGUUAGUGACAAACCCGAAAAAUGCUCUUUUUAAUGCGCCCGUUCGUGAAGACAUUCAACUUCAACGGGAAUCGACUCAUAUUCGACUUUUGAUCUUUUCGACGGCGCCAAUUGUGGAAUGUCGCGUGAAAAUUGACACAAAUUCGUGGCGGGAUUGUCAAAAAGUGACGGAAAACUUUUACGCAGCGCCAUGGAAUCCCAAAAAUUACUUAAAAGGCUUGCAUGAAAUCUCGGUUUAUGUCUUGGAUGAACAUGGACAAUCACGGAGCGUCACCCAAAAGUUCUCUCUGGAUGGAACGCGAUUGCCAUUUGACAUUAUGGCACGAUUGGUGCUCAUGGGAGAGCUCAAUACCAUCGUCAAAUACUUCUUUUUCGGUGCGGUUCUUCUUUGUGUCAUCCCGUUGGUCACUUUUAAGCUGUGGCACAUCCUCGUGAAACGUGAAAUUGUUCAAAGACCUGACCUGCGACUCAAUUGGUGCAAGAAAAUGUGGCUUUUAUCGACGGUUGAUCGAAUUUUCUACCCGAUCGUGUGUUAUGUGCUCUAUUUAACUGUCGGUCCAUGGGCUUUUGGCGAAGUAAUUGACGGGCAUUUCGGUAUUGUGUUCGUUUGGGGUGUUCUAGUUGACGGAGUUUUACUUCCCGGCACUCUCAACUACGUUCAUGGCUUUUGGCAGUUGCUGCUUUGCCAAUUUCCGUUGAUAAAUUUAAUCGCAGGGAACGUUCGUCGUCGUUUUUACGUCAAACAAACGGGAAAAAUGAAGGAAAUUUCUUUUUGUCAAAAAAUAAAGCGACAUUUGGCGUUCUCGUUGAUCAUGACAGUGGAGCUUACAUUAAGUUUCAUCUUUUUUUACGAAUAUGGAGCGAUUGCGUUCAUUGUGGCACCGAUGCGGACAUGGGCACUUGUUUUAAAUAUCUUUUUGUAUCUUUACUCGUUGAAUUUACCGCAAGAGUGUUUGACCUCAGCAGCAAGCGUUUGGUCGUCAGAAGUUAAAUCAACGUCAUCGCAGGAGUAAAUUUUUCUCAUUUUAGUGUAACAGUACAUUACCAAUUACGUUAUUUACGUUCAACAUAAUAGUACAAGAUGUUCCUUUGUAGAGGAUUUUAGUUUUUUUUAAGCUAGUCACGAGUAAAGUAGUUAACCACAUUUUUUUAAAUGGCCUAUGUAACCACAGACUUGACUUUUUUACGUGUAGAAAGAGUUUAAUCAAUGCUGUCGAUAAUAUUUAAUCAAAUUUAUAGCAAUUUUGAAUCAAAUUCAAUAAAGAUUUUUAAAAUCUGGUAGAAAUAUUA